This is a messenger RNA of Caenorhabditis remanei, 933 nucleotides long. RefSeq lists its product as uncharacterized. NCBI's taxonomy places the organism in Eukaryota, Metazoa, Nematoda, Chromadorea, Rhabditida, Rhabditidae. Gene Ontology annotation, molecular function: protein binding. The record is from RefSeq and is a predicted model, not a curated record. The transcript is spliced from 2 exons. Gene Ontology annotation, biological process: embryo development. The coding region runs from base 1 to 933 and encodes 310 amino acids.
AUGUCUUCCCCAUUUCCCCUCCUCCGUCUUCCUCAAUUGGUUCUGUGUGAAGUAUUCAAAUCAUUGAGUAUUGGUGAGAAAAUCAUGCUCUCCUUCUGCUCCAAGAAAGUGUCUAUUCAAAUUAAUAUUGCCCAGUUUUACUCUCAAAAAGUUCAAAUGUGUCUCGACAUGAGCAACCAAAGAAUCGAUAUUUUCUCUGAGGAUUCGAGAGAUUUGUUCCAGAUUGCUAUUGAUUUUAAUAGAAAAAUCAACAAUCCAAGAAUCCAGUCAUUUUCAAUUGGACGGUAUACUGUACCAACGUCCAAAAACAUAAACACGUACUGGAAGAACCAUCAAGAAGGAUUUCUAACUGUUACUCAACAUCUAUUGAAGAUGUUUCAUUGUACAAUUUCAGCUGAUAUUAGUUACAAUAACUUUGAUUUAUAUCCAUCAACAAUUUCAAAGUUGUUUGAUCUACAAGCAAAAUUCAAGACGCUCAGUAUCCUACUUAAUGGAUCGCAACAUCAAACCUUGCUGCUUAACCAGAUAUCUAACAAAUUUGGACUGUUUGAGGAUCUUAGAAUCGUAUCCGUUGCUAAUCCUCAAUUCAUACAAGUUUUCAAUUCAUGGCCACAUGAAAUUAAUAUCUCCAGUUCCGCUUGGUUCCCUCUGAAUUAUCUUUUAGCGUGCACUUCUUCUAUAAUUACACUUGGCUGGUCACAAUUGGAAAACAAGGAUUUGGAUGUGAUACUUCGAAAGUGGAAGACUGGAGGAUUCCCAAAUCUAGAAUAUCUGUAUGUCGAGAGUCAAAGUAUUAAAAAUAAUGGAACUACAAUUUUGGGAAUGAAUUCAAGGGAAUUAUCCGGAAAGGUUAUCCAAACUGAUGAUGGAUCGAAGAAGGCAACUAUUAAACUUGGCACUCGGAGUAUUGAAAUGUCGGUGACCCCACAUUAA